CAACAACAAGUUGUCAACCGCCAUUAAAACAAAAGAAGAAGAAGAAGAUUGGCGGUUGGUCUUGGCGCCAAUUCGUAAUUUCGCUGGGGUGAGAGAAGUGCGUUGGUCACAGCUGCUGCACCUGUUGGCUUUUGCCCCUGCCACGCCGAAGAGGAUGGAGAAAAACAAAGUGCUGGCAAAAAAGAGGUUACGGGUUCCCACUCAGAAAAUGAAGGACCUGAACUCCCCUCCCCUAAAUGAGAAAUCUGGGUGUGUUGCAUUUGUCAGAUGGGAGGAUGGUUAUACCGGCAAAAUCUUUAAAGGAUCUGACAUUUUGGCAAGAGAUGAGGCUCCUGUGCAGCUGCAAGAUCUUAGAUCAGGAGACCUUGUUUUAGCAAAGUGGUCAGAUGGUAAAUUUUAUAAGGCCACUAUUGAAUAUGUUUCAGGGGAAGAUCAGGCUAAGCUGCCAAAAGGCCACCCAACUCCACAGGAGUCCUUUUUAAAUAUGUUAAAAGGCGAUGAGCCAUCAGACAUAACGUCAGGGUCUGACACCAUUAUAAUAGAUAGGAGCCCACUGUCUGAGCAUGGCGAGAAAAUCCCAUCGCUGAAUCCAUCACCUGACGGGGGACAUGCAACAGGCCGCAACACAGCUGGACCACCACCCUAUGGCUCUGCCAAAGGGGGGACCAUUGGUCCAUCACUCUACAGAGGCAAUACACCCAGCCCAUCACCAUACAGCCUCAACACCUCUGGUCCAUCACCCGGUGGAGGCCAUACACCCAGCCCAUCACCGUACAGCCUCAACACAUCUGGUCCAUCACCUGGUGGAGGCCAUGCAGCCAGCCCAUCAGCGUACAGCCUUAACACCAUUGGUCCAUCACCCUACAGAGGCCACACACCCAGCCCAUCACCAUACAGCCUCAACACCUCUGGUCCAUCACCUGGUGGAGGCCACACACCCAGUCCAUCACUGUAUGACCUUAACACCUCUGGUCCAUCACCUGGCGGAGGCCAUACACCCAGUCCAUCACUGUAUGACCUCAACACCUCUGGUCCAUCACCUGGUGGAGGCCAUACACCCAGCCCAUCACCGUACAGCCUCAACACCUCUGGUCCAUCACCUGGCGGAGGCCAUACACCCAGUCCAUCACUGUAUGACCUCAACACCUCUGCUCCAUCACCUGGUGGAGGCCAUACACCCAGCCCAUCACCGUACAGCCUCAACACCUCUGGUCCAUCACCUGGUGGAGGCCAUACACCCAGCCCAUCACUGUACAGCCUCAACACCUCUGGUCCAUCACCUGGUGGAGGCCAUACACCCAGCCCAUCACCGUACAGCCUCAACACCUCUGGUCCAUCACCUGGCAGAGGCCAUGCAGCCCGCCCGCAAGAAAAUGCAUGGACACCAUGUCAGGAUUGUAAGGGGGAAUUUGAAAGAAUCCUACAGGAAAAGAGAAGGAUCGAUGAAGUCAUCUCGAGAAUAGAUCCAGGCCAGGUCAGAGAGCUUCAGACUCUCUGCGACUUAAUUGGAGAGAGGCAUUGUGGCAGCCCAGCUUCACCAUCAGGCCAGCAGGAGCUGUUUCCUGGGAGCGGCAUAUUCAUCUCAUCAUUCCGCCUGGCUGCCAUGAAUCACGCAUCAAAACCAAAUUGCAUGCGUCUGUUUCAUGCACUUUUUGAUCAUUUCUUCACUGUUGAGGAGUGUCAAAAUGCAGUGCCCUUUGGUCGUCCUGGCAACAACCCCUCAGGAAAGCAAGGAAAGCAGGUCCUUGACCGUAAAAAAGUUGACGGAAUCCUAACUUAUGUCCUGAGAUGUGCAACUCUACCGGACUGGGAACCAAUUGAGGAGGCCAAGCUCAAGAAAGCCUUUGUGAACAAAUGUAGGGCCAGAGCAGGCUCCAAGGAGUAGGCCACUGAUAUAGCCUGUCCUAUGUGGACCGCUAUCUCUCUCUCUCUCCCCCCUCUUUUAUUUGUCUUAUUCAUUUUCAUGGUAAUAUGUUAAAGGAAUAGUCUAUACUUUUUCCGUAUUAAACUAUGUUAUUACCUUAACUAAGAAGAGUUGAUACAUACCUCUAUCAUCUUAGUGCGUGCACGUAAGCGCUGUGGCGCGUGGCAACACUUUGAUAGCAUUUAGCUUA
Misgurnus anguillicaudatus (oriental weatherfish) is the source of this 2114-nucleotide messenger RNA. NCBI's taxonomy places the organism in Eukaryota, Metazoa, Chordata, Actinopteri, Cypriniformes, Cobitidae. The record is from RefSeq and is a predicted model, not a curated record.